AUGGCAUUCAGAAUUGCCAGAAGCUUGGUGAAGACUAAGUAUAGUCUGCGCACUGCUUCAUCUUUACCCACAUUGUCUUAUGCUAGUUAUGCUUCCGUACGCCGAAACGAAGGGCCUCGUUGGAAUCAGUGGAUGUGGGUUGCGCGAACCAAUCUCGCGAGAUAUUCCCAUCUAAUGGCGUGGGGGGAGGAGGGCAGCGAGGGGGCUCGGGAGCUAAAAGCGCUGCUAAAGCUGCACUGGUUCGAUGGCAAAGAGCUUGGCUUCCCAGACCAAGAUACUUCAGCAGCAAAGAGACACUUCCGGGAAAUCAGCCAAUCCAAUGAAUAUGCGAACAAGCUACACCCCAACGUUUUCCUGGUGAUUGACGGGUGGAGCGUUGCCUCCUACGGACAUGUCAUGGCUGUGGACGCUAGCUUUGACCCCGAUAUUCCGAAUGACCGCGCAGAGGAGUCCCCAGGUUUUGACGGCCAGAUGUGCAUCAUGGGAAACUUGAUCUGGAGCGAACUGUAUCCAAUGCUAAUGCUGCACUGUACAUCUUUGGAGGACUGA
This is a messenger RNA of Aspergillus ochraceoroseus IBT 24754, 549 nucleotides long. RefSeq lists its product as uncharacterized. The record is from RefSeq and is a predicted model, not a curated record. The transcript is spliced from 3 exons. Bases 1 to 549 code for a protein of 182 amino acids. NCBI's taxonomy places the organism in Eukaryota, Fungi, Ascomycota, Eurotiomycetes, Eurotiales, Aspergillaceae.